CCGCGGCCCAGCCCAAUGCCUCGCCGCGGCCCAGCCCAACGGUUAGCCGCCGCCCCGCCGUUGCUGGCGCCGGCCCCUCAAACCCUAGCAGCCCUCUCUCGAACCCUAGCCUCCGCCUCCCCCUCCCCGCCGCCGCGUCCCCAUCCGCGGUCGCCGCCUCCUCCGUCGCUGUCCCCGUCCGCGGUCGCCGCCAGAAGAUAUCCCACCAUGGCCGCCCCCAUCCAAGUUGUUUCCAGCCUCCAGGAUAUUGCACAUGUGCUUGAAGCUAUGCAGAUCGAUGCGAUCGAUCGGGCUGAUGAGGUUCAAUUUGAACUGGGUGAGCAAACAUCCCUUUCAGAAGCAGUCAACAUCAAAGCAAGGACCGAACCAGGGAGGGACGGGUUUGUCCUAGUUAAUCAUGAGUUGCUGGCUUGCAAGUUUCGUACCAAGGUGAAGCUAGAGGCGGCAUUCAAGCGCAUGUUUGACGCAUCCCUGAGGCGGAUAAAUGAAGAGCUGGGGCCGAUUGAAGACGCGAUUGCAGUACUCAGAGUUCUUGUGCGCACCGCUGACCCUCAGAUGCCGGCAAACAAUGGACCUCCACUGGAGGAAAGAGGUCAAGGACCACAACAGUGCAUCUAUCCAGAUCCCCCCUUCCCAGAUGAGUUUAGUUUUGAGCAUAACGAUGCCCACCAUAGAGUCCCAUAUAAGCAUCCUUAUGCUACACAAGAAUUGAGGGAUGAAGCUGCUGCACGUGAUAGGCGUGGCCAGAGGGCUCUUUGGGAGGUCAAACUCCGUGUUCUGGAGGUGAGGCAAUCAAUACUGAAGGAGAGGAAGACUGAAAUGGUGUUAAGGAUGAAGGAAGAGUACGACAGGAUGAUGGAUGAACCAUCUGACCUAGGGGUUGGUAACGCGGAUUUCGCGUUUCCUCCACUGGCCUAGGGGCUGGUUACGCUGACGUGGAGGACGAGGACGGAGGAGGAAGGAGACCUUCAGGACUAUAUCGCUCUUUUGCCGCGCUGUCCUUAUCAUCCGUCAGUCAUCAUAAACUAAUCAUUUGCUGCAUGCUUUCUUAAAUUAGUCAUCUUGCUGUUAUGUCUAUGUCAGUAGUAUGUGUUAAUCAACUACUAGUGUCGUGGUUGGAGUUAAUUAUUACUAGUAGUAGCUGCAGGUACUUGUUCCGUUUGUGGCACAACACAAGGGGGUACCCUGUUGCUUUGCUUGUUUCUGGUACUCAUGUGAUGUGUGUCUGACUGUGACCAUUUGUUACUAUUUUCAUUACUAUUGUAUUAUGUUAACCUAAGUGAAUUCAGACUUGCUUGUUAUGUCAACUUAGGGAAUUCAGAAUUGUACUGCUCCUGUAAUCGAAUUCGGCUGUGAUAAUGGGUUGUCAUCUACAUUUUUA
Molecule: messenger RNA, 1381 nt
Organism: Panicum virgatum (switchgrass)
Lineage: Eukaryota; Viridiplantae; Streptophyta; Magnoliopsida; Poales; Poaceae
Exons: 3
Coding region: 16-918 (300 amino acids)
Source: RefSeq, a predicted model, not a curated record